This is a messenger RNA of Malaya genurostris, 4258 nucleotides long. RefSeq lists its product as uncharacterized. Gene Ontology annotation, biological process: negative regulation of protein kinase activity; neurotrophin TRK receptor signaling pathway; negative regulation of TOR signaling. Bases 389 to 1993 code for a protein of 534 amino acids. The transcript is spliced from 5 exons. The record is from RefSeq and is a predicted model, not a curated record. Lineage: Eukaryota; Metazoa; Arthropoda; Insecta; Diptera; Culicidae. Gene Ontology annotation, cellular component: cytoplasm.
UCGCAGAGAAUAGAGAUCAGUGAGCAGUGAGCUGGGUUUCCGUCGACAGGGUUUUUAUUUCGUCCAGAUUGAGUGGUUCCCUUUUUGUGUGACCGUAUUUUCUUGGAGCAGUAACUAGCCAGGGCGAAGAAUAUCCUACCGAAACGAUAUUUUAGUCCACUGGAAUAAUUACUUUUCGGUAGACAUAAUACGGAAUAGCAGAAGCCGACGAGAACUAUUCAAUAAUAGUGCACUUUGAAACCUGAAGAAGGGGCCGUAAUUAGUGCAGAUUUGCAACUUAUUUUCAUUUGGUUGAUUAUUUUGAAUAAGAUUUCCGUGAUAUAUAAUUCGCAUUAAAAAUCAUUUCGGUUAUAAAAGAAUAAAAACGUCAGAAACCCUUAGUGCGAAAAUGUCUAUCAGCUGCAAGUGCUUAAAUAUUAUUGUGAAGUUGAUUGGAUCGGAUACCAAAUCUCUACGCCGGUUUGACCUGGAAUUAUAUUUGUCUAAGAAGCGACCACAACAGCAGCAAGAUUUGACCACAAAGGCGACGAUACCGAGCGACGACCAUUUUCUAUUUUUCAAAGAGGCGCUAGGUCCGAUUCGUUGUGCAACUGAUAUUCAAUUCGAUAGCCUGCUGCGCAAGGUACGCAUUUUCGAAGAAUGGGACCUCAUUCAGUGUCGAAACUGCGAGUGUACCGUGUCAGCCCAAAACAUCAACGAAUGCAUCUCCGAUUUCACAUCCUGCUGUCUGGUCAAUGCCUCUUUGAUGAUAACACAAAAGCAACUGAAUGCCCGCCGAAGCGACGAAAACUACUCCCCUGCAUUUGGUAUCCUUCUGAACGGAUCCAGCCUUAGCUACAGCGACCUGGUUGAUAAGAGCAAGCUGCUCAACAAUACGAAAAGUGAUAAUCAGUUUGUGCGUCUGCUUCGGUCCUACAUGGAGCGGGAGACGGAAGCAGCCAAUGAGCAGAUUCACCGCUUCACUGAACAGCAAUUUGCUGUGCUUAAAGUGAAGCGGGAACGUGCCGAACAGGAUUGUCUGAUCUUGGCAAAACUAUCAAACAACGUACCUGAGCUACUUCAACACAUCAAUAGUAGUAGUAGUAAUAAUAGUACAGUGACAGUUCAGUCGACAACAACGACGAAUUCUACCGAACGUGCAACGAAUGUUCGUAAUAGUGUAAGUCCAAUGGCAACUACCGGGACGAAUGAAUCAAGCGCCGGUAGUCAGUUGGAAACACCUCCACCAACACCCGAAUAUUUGCCAAUGUCCACCGGUCACAGUCCACCACUGGUUACCGCUACCAGUGGUAACAGUCGGCAACAAGUGAACGCGGUUGUCGGUGCAUCAUCAACUUCAUCCUCAGUAUCAACUGCUGAUCAAUCAUCAUCCCCUUCGCCUGGCGUGAGACUGAAUGCCUCUACAAGAGCGCAAAAUAAAGCAAAUUUUAGCAUCUAUAAUAACAGCAACAACAACAAUAAUAUCGUUAGCUUUAGCAAUACUCAUGGUGCCAUCAACAGACAGCAGCCAACACUAAUGAUGAUGCAGAUGACAGCAACCAUGGCAGCAUCGGUUACACCGCAACAACAUUCCAGUACACAUUCUCAGAAAAUGCAGCAUCAACGGUUGAUUGAUACCAACCCGUUCGAAUCUGAUUGCAUGUUUGAUAUCGAUGGAAUGGAAAAUGACAAAUCAACGCUUUCGAAUAACUUUUCGGAUGAGGAAGACCUUGGAUUCGAUGCAGAUUCCGUCGGGAACAAUAAUGAUGAUGGUAUCUACAUACCAUCAAGACAACUGGGCCGUCAGAAUAGUUCGAUUGCGAAAAGUCUUCCAAUCUCAAUGCCCCAAGCAAUGACACAGUUCAGAGUGAACGAAGAAGAUUUUGAAGAGAUGUCCGAGGAUAAUGUGGACAUCGCUGCCAGCAUCAAAGCACUGGCGAGAAGCGUCCAUGGAGAUACGGUUUUCGGUGAUUUGCCGCGUCCUCAAAUUCAACGAUUCAGCACACAAAUCUAAGCUGUGCACCGAACUGUAUCGAGUACAAUGUCGAACCAUCAACAAUCGAGGCAUACCACAAUUGUUGCAAGAAUGUUAACGUUUUCAUUGUUUCAAUUUUUCUAUUUUAUCAGCUGUAGCUUCAGAGAUCUUUAUUGUAGUUUUGUAAACUUAUUGUAGUAAUUUCCCUUCUCUACAUGAACUACCGAGUUAUUUGUUGGUGGUGUUUUUCAUGCACACGCGAGCAAGAUGAUAUUUGCUGACACUGGAAAGUCGGUUGCAACGCCAUUGAGUAAACAAACUUCCUAUGGGAGAUGAUUAGGUUUGCUGUAGGUUUCCGCUAGAGUUUGAUUUCGAAAGAACGAACGGGAAAUGAGAUACUGAAGAUUGGUUUACGAAAACACGGUUAUUUUUACGUUCUGUCGAUUAUCUUAUCUGAUAGGUUUAAGUUUUUCAUUUAAUUACUCGUUUCCACUGCAUUCUAUGCUCAACAAAAUCGAACAAUGAAGAAUAUGUAGGUUAUUCCGUCCGAAGUUGAUCUUCGGUGAUCGAAUUUAGAAGAAAGAGGUUUAAAAAGAAAACGUGCAAAUCAAUUCUCUUUGGCAGCAUCGUGAAAACAGUUUUUGUACAACUGUAGGAAUUAAUCAUUAGGCUGAAUUAUAAGAACAUAGCCAGUAGGUUUGUAUAUCUAUUACAGAUUUAAAAACGACGAUAAGAGAAUUUGAAACAAAAUUGUUUCAUUUUAAGGUUGACUUUAUCACCCUUACUCUGAAUAACGACUUAUUGAUUUUUCGAUCGAAUUCCAGCUACCUUUGAUUUUGCUAGCGUUAUUGGGAAUACAAAUAAAAUACGAUCGAAAAAUCAAUUUUCAGCUAUUAAAAAAUUCAAACAAUUCUGCGGUUAGUCGAAACAUACAAGGCGGGAUGAAAAGAAACCAGUUUGGUAAUAAAAAAAAUUAUUUCAAUAAUUUUAUUCAAUGUAGUAUACACUUAAAGUAUUUUUUCGGAAGAUCUGACAGAAGUCCUAGACCGUCAAAACGCUUGAAUGAGGUAGGCGUUAUUGUAUUCUAAACCGUUUAUUUCAGCCAUGGUUGCUAUGCUUUUAUGUACCGGUGCAUUGCAUUGUAAAAACAAUUUAAGACACUACUGUACUAGCUACAAAUCGACGUCAAAAAUACACCGAAUUUCGUUUUUUCAAGGUCAUACACAAACAAAUUUCUUUUUUUUGUCACUGUGCGGAUUGAAAGCCUGUUAUCUGCGAAUCGUUACGAAAGUGUAGAAACCCAUACUUUACACUGUAAUCUGAAGGAACCCUAACAUUAGAUUAUUUUUCAACUUUUCCUUGGUUUCCUCGAUCUUUUUCUGAAUGUGGCGCAUUCAAGUUUUCCUCCCAUCUAAUAACCAACUCAGCAUACAGUUUAGUGAUCAAACACAAAUAGUUUGCAUUGUAAAUAAAUGCGGUUCAUAGCUCGUUCAAACAUAUAUUGAUCAAAGCAGAUGCUAAUAGCUUCAAUAUUUUUUGUUUGUUAACCUAUUAAUCGCUAAAGUUCGAUGUUCACGGUGCCAAACCUGUGAACAGUUUCGUAAGGAAAGCGACGUGUAAACAAGUGGUUAGGUCAGCCUAUAGCAUAUUACAAGCAGACAUACUCUCAAAUAUAUCAGAUAUAUAAACUUUGUUCAUCCAUUCACCUUUCAAACUCUUUAACAGAAAAUAUACUACAGAGAAAAACAUCUUUAAACUACCUCCUAACCAUACACAAACGUUCAUAAUUUGAUAGGUUUAAUUCAUAUUUCGUUCUAGAAUUUUUCUAAUGACAUGCUUGGAUUUGUAUAAAUGCAAGGAAAUUAAAAUUAAGGUUAAACUUGUCAUACCUUCAACGAUUUGUGUUUUAGUUUUUGUUAAGAAGUAGAGCCGUCUUGUGCUAGUUUUAAACAUGAUCAGUAUCUAAUGGGGAAAACAGAAUGGAAAAUUGGCAUACCUUGGUAAAACUAAAUUCGUUAAUAACUAUUCAUUUUGAAAUUGUGAUUCGUUUAGUUAUUUUACCCGAUCAACAUACUACAUUACGUUUUUAUGAACAAAAUUGCGGUAUGUUUACUGAACUAGAAAUCAAAGAGGUGCAGCUAAUAUCCUCAAUAAAUGUCUUUAUUCUAAAUUUUACGUUAUAACAGAUAUAUCAGAAGAUUAAAGAUAAAACUGAAAUAACCGUGCUACAAUGUGUGAAACUUUACUGUUUCAGAAUGCAUAAUAGAAUAAACAAUCACCCUAAUAACAGGGAAACUAAACGUG